This is a messenger RNA of Serpula lacrymans var. lacrymans S7.9, 2008 nucleotides long. RefSeq lists its product as uncharacterized. The record is from RefSeq and is a predicted model, not a curated record. The transcript has 8 exons. Gene Ontology annotation, biological process: ubiquitin-dependent protein catabolic process; protein polyubiquitination; positive regulation of proteasomal ubiquitin-dependent protein catabolic process. Lineage: Eukaryota; Fungi; Basidiomycota; Agaricomycetes; Boletales; Serpulaceae. Gene Ontology annotation, cellular component: cytoplasm; ubiquitin ligase complex. The coding region runs from base 70 to 1785 and encodes 571 amino acids. Gene Ontology annotation, molecular function: zinc ion binding; ubiquitin protein ligase activity; ubiquitin conjugating enzyme binding.
GAUCCCGACCACGACGAACACAAUAGCAAGAAAGCCCAAGAAAGCAUAGAACAAAGAACAACGCCAGCCAUGUCCUCAGACUACGAAUAUUCAGACGAUGAUAUCGAUUACUCUGAUGAGGACGACGAAAUGAUGGAUACUCAGGAGGAUGGUUCAGCGUCCUCAGACGACGAUAUGGACAUGGACGCCUUUAACGAAGAUUUUAAGGUUCCAUCCAAAGCAAUGCGCAAGACAUACGAGAUAGAGUAUGACACCCUUACCCAGACUGCCGUCGAGAAAGCCAUGGCAGCAGACAUUGAGCACAUUAGUGGUAUCUUUGGCGUUGAUGCCAGCGUUGCAUCCCUGCUCUUGAGAUACCUGAGCUGGAACAAGGAACGCCUCAUUGAGAAGUACAUGGAUAAUGCUUCUGCAGUCUCAAUCUCGGCCGGCAUAAGUCCGCCAUCCAGAUCUUCUGUAUCUUCAUCCGCGGCGCCUAUUCGCUCUCACUCCUCGUCUACCGGCGGCCGUUCAUCAGGCGGGCUGCGUCGUCCCACCCGCCAAACUCCAGGUAAAUCAAGAUCACCAACCCCAGCGUCUGUGUACCCUGACGCUCCUUCUGCAGCUCCAAAACCAGAACCAUUUGUGUGUCCCAUAUGCUUCGAUGACUCUCAAACGAGCUUUUUGUCGUUGUCAUGUGACCAUCAAUUCUGUGCAGGUUGCUGGGGCGCUUACCUUACGAGUAAGAUACGCGAGGAGGGAGAACACUCGAUUCGUUGUAUGGCUGAGGGAUGUGCGAUUGUGGCUCCUGACCCAUUUGUACGCUCUGCUCUUGCGGACGAUAUUCCUACCUGGGAACGUUUCCAAGAGCUUGUUGUUCGUCACUUUGUAGCGUCCAACCCGAGCCUCAAGUACUGCCCAUACCCGUCGUGCACCCAUACUGUCUCAUGCCCGGUGGCUGCGCACAAGUCAGCUUUAACUACGAUUGUCCCUAUUGUAUCGUGUGGCGCAUCGGGCACUCAUAAAUUCUGUUUUGGCUGUCCAAUUGAAGCAGACCACAGGCCCGUCAUUUGCUCGGUAGCGAAGAUGUGGUUGAAAAAGUGCCGAGAUGACAGCGAGACGGCCAAUUGGAUCAAGAGUAAUACCAAGGAAUGUAGUCAAUGCCAAAGCACUAUCGAGAAGAAUGGCGGUUGCAACCACAUGACGUGUAAGAAAUGCAAGCAUGAGUUUUGCUGGGUUUGCAUGGGUCCUUGGUCGGAGCAUGGCACUGCCUGGUACUCAUGCAACAGGUAUGAUGAAAAGACAGGAGUUGAUGCCAGAGACGCGCAAUCGAAGAGUCGUGCCUCUCUUGAGCGUUAUCUUCACUAUUAUAACCGCUGGGCUAACCAUGAGCAGUCUGCCAAGUUAUCUAUAGAACUGUACUCCAAGACGGAGAAAAAGAUGGAAGAGAUGCAGGUCACGUCGGAUUUGACCUGGAUCGAAGUGCAAUUCAUGAAGAAGGCUGUCGAUGAAGUAGAGAAGUGUCGUACGACACUGAAGUGGACAUAUGCAAUGGCAUACUACUUGGAGAAAGGUAAUGAGAAGGAAUUGUUUGAAGAUAAUCAACGUGAUCUCGAGAGGGCUGUAGAAGACCUUUCUGAACUUUUAGAAUCUCAAAUAGACACAGAAAUUAUUUCCACGCUUCGCCAGAAGGUCACCGACAAGACUGUAUAUGUGCAGAAACGUAAUGAGAUCAUGUUAGAAGACACUGCGAAAGGGUUUUUGGAUGGUAGGUGGAGCUGGAACGUUUCGGUUGAGGGAUUUGACUAGAUCUCGAUAAUCCCUUCCCUAAAAUUUCCCUCCAAGUUCCCUUCCUUCCUCUCCACCAUCAUCACGAUUUCAUUUUCAUUCCUAAUCCUGGUCCCCUGCUUCUACCUAGUAGCCUCAAGUCAUCUGUAAUUUUCCUCAUUUUACGACUGUGUGUAUUCUGGACGUUCUGUGUUUCGAUAAAUUAACAAAUAAACCUUCUUGUGUUUUUACUUUGCUUACAAAA